Messenger RNA from Pelobates cultripes (western spadefoot toad), 693 nucleotides. The record is from the annotation of a GenBank genome assembly. NCBI's taxonomy places the organism in Eukaryota, Metazoa, Chordata, Amphibia, Anura, Pelobatidae.
AUGUUCCGCCCGCAGCAAGAACAACGCCAGCCAUCUUGCCACCAACAAGCAGAGGGAACCUGCACAGAUUCCGACGGGAGUGAAUAUACUAAAGCCCCAGGUGCCCCCCUGACCUUGCACGACAUGCAAACCAUGCUCAGGGCAGCCAUUGCGGACAUCAAGUCAUACAUGGCAACGGAACUUGACAAAAAACUCUCAGGCCUCAGAGAAGACAUAGAAUCCCUGACAAACAAGGCCGACCACACAAAGACACACAUAAAAGACCUUACCACCACCUCCCAAGCACACACACAAGAUAUUACUUAUCUACACGCCAAAAUAGAAGCUUUGGAAGAAAGCCUCGAGGAUCUGAAUAACCGAUCCCGACGAAAUAACAUUCGGAACCAGGGCCUUCCUGAGUCGGUCACAGCAGAAGGCCUACAUACCACGCUUACAGGCCUGUUAAAGGCCGCCCUACCCAAAGCUACCGCACAAGACCUCCUCAUAGACCCAAGGGACGUCAUAGUCCGCCUACACUUUUUUGCGGUCAAAGAGAAGAUCCUCACUAUUACCAGAUCUACUCCGCCACAACACCAAGGGAUCCGCCUGGCCUUCUAUCAAGACCUGGCCCCCUCCACCUUGAAAAAACAUAGGGAUCUAAAACAACGAACACUCAACCAACAGGGCACAUGUGGGGCCACCCAUUUAAACUAA